CCUGUCUGUCUGCCUGUCUGCCCGCCCCCGACCUUUGUCUUCACAUCAUCACCUCCUCCACUGCCGCCGCCACAUCCAUCAUCAUCAUCAUCAUCAUCCUCCUCCACCAGACCCGGCACGCCCGUCGUCUCGCCCGGGCAAACUGAUAUCCAGCGACAAUUGCCGUCUGGCCUGCAACGUCUCCCAGAGGCAAUGCGCUGGACACGCCCCAUGGCUGCAGCAGCGCCAGCUCGGGCCUAUCCGAUUUGCUGA
Bipolaris oryzae ATCC 44560 is the source of this 252-nucleotide messenger RNA. RefSeq lists its product as uncharacterized. The record is from RefSeq and is a predicted model, not a curated record. The transcript has a single exon. The annotation marks the transcript as partial. NCBI's taxonomy places the organism in Eukaryota, Fungi, Ascomycota, Dothideomycetes, Pleosporales, Pleosporaceae.